Pecten maximus is the source of this 3417-nucleotide messenger RNA. RefSeq lists its product as uncharacterized. Bases 222 to 3104 code for a protein of 960 amino acids. The transcript has 7 exons. NCBI's taxonomy places the organism in Eukaryota, Metazoa, Mollusca, Bivalvia, Pectinida, Pectinidae. The record is from RefSeq and is a predicted model, not a curated record.
AGGUAAUGAAAAUCCAAUAUGGCUGCGCCCAUGCUACUCGUGCUUUUUAUAGCCUAAUCGAUGUUUGCUACACAGAUAUGAUUAAAAAAGCCACAUGACAGCAGUAAUGGCAUCACACUCUGCAACUGCUUUAAAGGUCAGGAGCACGAUAUGUCCGGAUUAUCAGUCUGACAGCUGGUUUUCUAAUUACUACAUACAAAUCAGAAGUUAAUAACCAGAUUAUGCAGAAACUGCAAUACUUGAAACUGCCAUGGAAGAGGUGCCAUGAAUAUGUUAUGAGGGUAGACAGUAUGUGGAAAGCUGCCUUGAGAUGUUUACAUACACCAGCGAGGACAACACCCUGUAUAUCACACAUGUGUUCUGUAGUGUCACUCCAACACAAACAGUCCUACAGUGUACAGGGACCUGAGUGUAAACCCUACAGUGUACACGGACCUGUGUGUAAACGCUACCAUGUACAGGAGUGCGAACUGAAUGUGUCAAAGUCAAAGAAGGAAUAUGAGGCCAUCCAAAGACCUCUAUUUAAUCUAGCAGAAUCUAUGUACCAGAAAAGGAUCAGGAAUCAUCCAUGGCUCUAUCCCUAUUCCAGAUUUGUUGCAUUUUCACAAAAGCAAAAUACUGGAAUAUUGGAAGAUCUAGAAAUAGUGGAAACAUCACCGGAGCUGGAAUACUUGAUUGAGACAACUAUGGAUUUACUGGGUCACAUCCAUAUAGAUAAUUUAUCUUCUCUGUUCCUUGAUUUUACCCAUGCAGGUUUGGCAAAAACACAUCCUCUUAUGACCAACCUUUUUCUGCAGUUGCAGAGUCGGCGUAAAAGUCUAGAUUUUGUGUCGCUUGGACAAUAUCUAUCAACUAUAGUGAAUUACAAUGGCAGUCACAUUUUGAUUAUAACGGAAAUUCUUCCUCAACUUCGUCAUCUACUUCAGAAUGGCUUUGUCAGAAUAGAGCAAAAUCCCAACCAGUAUCUCCAUACUCUGUGUCAAUUUUCCUCCCAUGGUCUAUUACAGCAGUUAGACAAUGCUGUAGUAUCAGAUUUGUUGUUUCAAAUAUCAUCACUGUGUUCUGAUCAGGAAUCUAUAGAGAAUGAUUUUGACCUCAUUAUUCCAGUGUUUGAGUUGGUGUCACUGUUCAUGCUUGGAGAUGAAGGAUUGACCUUCAUUGAGCCAAGCAUCAAAGACACAUGUGAGAAGAUUUUGAAAAUAAUCACAGGUAAAAUGUUGGAAAACAUUGAGGAUUUAAAUCUCCAUCAGCUCUGUGCUAUCAUGGCCAUGUCUGCAGAGGAACAGAUGGAGUUCUUGUCAAAACCUUUUUUGGAAAAAGUUCAGUCUCGGACAGAAUGCAUCUUGUUUGAAAUGCAAAAUUUUUCAUCUUACAAUAUCUUGGAGCUCCAUCGACUUGCAAACCUUUCAUGGGUGAGGCUCUCUGCAAAAAGCAGAGAUAGACUUCUGAAUUUGACAUUGGAAUAUUUACAGGAAUAUGUAAAAGAAGAAUCUUUUCCUCCAGAAAUGGUUAUCUUUUUGAAAUGCUCAAAAGCCUUUUCUGACAUGCUACUUGACAGGAAGAUCCCUCUGAGUGCGAAACAAUCUUUGAAGCAAGCCAUUCUUGAUGUGAAUAUAUGGGAACAUCUUGAAUUCAAUGAUUUUAUUGCAAUAUAUGAGACCAUAUCUAUGUAUUUCUUGUCAACUGAAGUCAAGGACGAAUUCACACAUAAGUGUCAGACGGAAUUAUUGACCAACCCUUUCUUAAGCGUGAGAGAUAAAUUGCGUCGUCUCUUUGUUUUGCUUUUAAAGAAGGAAACUGAUCCAAGAAUUUUGAAAAAAGUUAUAAAUGAGCAAGCAAUAUAUCAAAGUAACCUUGAUGAUGUCAAACAAAUUAUUCAACUUGCAGCACUUACCUCUAAAGGGAAUUUUUACAAUGAUGUUGUAAAAGAGUUUAGCAAGAUGUUUUGCUUAGUAGGGAGAAAAAGAUUGCAGACACAAACAGACUUUCGUACUCUUUUUCUAUUGGGAUCUGGCAGAAUUCAUAUGAAUCCAUGCAACUACAAGAAACUUUGUGGAAUGCCAAGCUGGCGAUUACAAGAACAGUUCUCUGACUUGAAUAAUCCAACUGGAGAUUUAGAUCAGGAUAUUCUCAAUGUACUAACAUUCCUUUGUCACAGAGACCUUGAUCUGCCCGAGUUUGAGAUGGCUUGCCUGAUGGUUCUUCAGCUUCCUUCUUCUCCUCUACCUCUCCUCUACAACAGCCUCCUCAAUUAUGCCAUCACAAACCAGUCAAACAUGAAAGCAAAUCAUUUCAGGGACCUUCUGCAAAUUUUAGUGAGUGUUGGACGAGUCGGUAGAAAUACAGACACGUUUAUUCAGAGGACAAUUGACUUUAUUAACCAAUUGACAUUAGACGCCAUUGAUCCGCCUAUCCUGAUACAGAUGCUAUGCAGCAUGUCUGAGUUGAAAGUCUUUUCCCAGGACAUCAUCACAGAAGUAUUUCAGCCAUCCUACCUCAACAAACUGACAGAACUACUACACAGUCCAGAUUUGUCCUAUAAUCAGUCUGCCUUACUGAUGAACAAUAUUGUCCAGCUAAACAGAGCAGUGUGCCUAAAGUGCCCAGAGUAUGGUGUACCUUAUCUACAGGACCUAGUAGAAUCUCGCUUACCAGAGCCAGUUGCUAAAUCCGACGAUGUCCGAGACAAGUUCGUUCUCCACAGCUAUAAGCAAUGUCUGCUUGACCUCUUCACUACAGAGUUUGGUGGGCCAGAGUUUAUUAACACUGAUCACAUCACUUCAGCAGGUCUUCACAUAGAUAUUGCAGUAUAUUUUGAUGAAAACCUUGAUGUAGUGGAAUAUUCUCAACUAGACCAUAUGGAAAAGGCAGGAAAACAUUACAAGAAAGUUGCUGUUCUCUGUCUUGACAAGAAUAAUUUCAACUCAGUUUCUAAAGGUGUGAGAGCAGAAGUAGAACAGAGAGUCGAGUUGCUUGAAGCUCAGGGAUACAAUGUUAUCCUAGCAUCUUGCAGAUUUAGGAAGAGACCCAAGAUGAUGAUGGAAAUGGCAAGCCAUGUCUUGUCUGAAAUUUAUGACUCGGUUGGAAAGACCAUUAAAGAGUGAAAUUACAGAAUGGUUUCCAUGAUCCUUGUAGGUUUUCCUAUUACAGAUGUUACAUAGAAUUCUAUACAGGUUUCACUUGUAUAAUGUAUAACCGUAUCUAUCCCUCAACAAGCCCAGCACGGACAUUGACUGAAAAUAUUGUUAGUAGAAUGAAAUAGCAGUUAAUUGUUUGCAUUUUCACUGUAAAAUGUAUAGGCUUAUAAACAAACAUGCUUUAAUUCAGAUAAAUAUGGUAUUUUGACCUUGUUACAAAUGGGUCUUCAUUGUAUGACGUCAGUCGUCUUUAUAUUUUAUUAAAAUUUAUUAAAGCAAU